UGAGUAACUUCCUUAAUAGUUUGCACAAAAAAACAAUCGAAAUUGUCAAAAAAUUUUAGGUUGCAAAUCAAAAUUUGUCUAUGAAACUAUUUCUAAGCAACGUCAGGGAUUUUAUUGAACAUGUGGAUGUAUAUAUCACAUGUGCCAUGUAAACAUGGAUAUUUUAAAUAGUUACUGCCGGUACAAAUAUAUUUUGUUAUCUUGCAUAUUUGUUACUCUGAUUGUCAUCGUGACACUAGGAUAUGUUUGUACUGACCAACUAUGUGCAUUUAACAGCUGGACUUAUUCUCAAACAAAAUAUAAUAACUGGAAUACUUUAAAUUUGAAACAUGUGGUUGACAACAUGGGCAAGCCCGUUUCUUUCUUGUCACACCCAUUCGCCGCAGAUUCCGACUCCAGUCGGAGUAAAAGCAAGUUUUCUUUCGAAGAUAUGCUGAAGGAUCGAGGUUUUCGGUUCGAUAUCAAAGGAUCCGACGUAAUUGUGUUUCUUCACAUUCAAAAAACGGGUGGAACUGCUUUCGGCAGGCAUCUGGUAAGUGACUUAGCGUUGGAGAAGCCCUGUUCCUGCAAACACGGUAGGAAGAAAUGUAAAUGUGCCAGACCAGACUCUGAAGGCAGAUCGUGGCUGUUUAGUAGAUACUCUACGGGAUGGAAGUGUGGAUUGCAUGCCGAUUGGACUGAGUUGACAAAUUGUGUUGAUAGUGCAAUGGAUCAGACAGAAAAAGAAUCAUCCAAGCGAAGGUAUUUCUACAUCACUUUGUUGCGAGACCCAGUAGCUCGCUUUCUGAGUGAAUACAGACAUGUUCAAAGAGGUGCCACAUGGAAGACAGCUCGUCAUUUAUGCGGGGGACGAACACCAACUAAUGAAGAGUUGCCUCCUUGCUUCGAUGGGAAAGAUUGGAGUGAUGUCACUCUGCAACAGUUCAUCAAUUGUAAAUCAAAUCUUGCAAUGAAUCGGCAGACAAGAAUGCUGGCUGAUUUGACACUUGUGGGUUGUUAUAAUCAAUCAAUCAUGCCAAGAAGGCAAAGAGAAGUGAUGAUGUUAGCGAGUGCGAAACAGAAUUUGCAGAGAAUGGCCUUUUUUGGUCUGUGUGAGUUUCAGAAGCUGUCUCAGUAUUUAUUUGAAAAUACUUUUCAUUUAAAGUUUCGUCAGCCAUUUCAACAACUUAAUGAAACUAGAAGUAGCCUAACUUUAAAUGAAAUAACAGAGAAGGAACUGCAGCAAAUACAAAACUUAAACAAAUUAGAUUUGGAGUUAUAUGAUUUUGCUAAAAAGCUGCUCAUGGAAAGGUAUGUAAAAUUAAAAUUUUUAAAAAUUGACUUUGAAUCCCAGCCCCAAGAAAAUCAAAUUAUUGACCAAAUUUUCGGAAUGGAAGAUUAAAUAUUUUUAUGAAAUUUUAUAUUGAUAUUUUUACAAGAUUUUUUUAAAAUAAGUCCUCAGUCCUUAGAAUAAAUAUCAAUCAAAAUCAGGUCUUGUGUAAAAUAUAAAUUAUUCUACUUAAAUGAUUUCUAAAAUGUUGUGAAAAAUGGAAAUUGUCUGUAUUAUUUAUCUGUUGUAUUUAUUUCAUGGCUUGUCAUUGUAUAUGUCAUUUCACAGAUUUUAUUAAAUGUACUGAGUAAUUUAUAAUACAGUCAAACAUUUUUACUUAGA
Molecule: messenger RNA, 1651 nt
Organism: Uloborus diversus
Lineage: Eukaryota; Metazoa; Arthropoda; Arachnida; Araneae; Uloboridae
Product: heparan-sulfate 6-O-sulfotransferase 2-like
Exons: 2
Coding region: 140-1381 (413 amino acids)
Cellular component (GO): membrane
Molecular function (GO): heparan sulfate 6-sulfotransferase activity
Source: RefSeq, a predicted model, not a curated record